UUGGCAUUGGAAUUUUCAAUUACCUCAAUAAACAUGAGGUGGAAGACUAUAUCGUCAUCGGUGAAGCAAACCUUGAAGCAUUCUCAAAUAAAAGCUAUCAAGAAGGCCGCAUUUCUGGAUACCGUGGAACUAUACAAGGCACGCUCGGGCGCGCCUCGUCAAGGUUUCAAUGAAUUCAUUUUAGCUGCUCUCAAGCAAAUGAAAGACUACGAAGUGGCAGAUGAUUUGGAGGCUUACAAGGCUCUGCUCUCUGUGCUGCCACGAGGUGGGCGAUUGAAGGCGAAAUCAUUCCUUCAUGCUGAUAUGGGAGCAUAUAAACAGCAGCAAGAUACUGUUACCAGACUUCUGAUGCAAUUGAAUGAUUCGAUUUUCUUGUCUCAGUUUGUACGCAUCUCAGGCAAUGAACGCUUACCUAGUUGUAUUUCCCGCCUCUCGACGCUCUCC
Molecule: messenger RNA, 444 nt
Organism: Rodentolepis nana
Lineage: Eukaryota; Metazoa; Platyhelminthes; Cestoda; Cyclophyllidea; Hymenolepididae
Source: the annotation of a GenBank genome assembly